Funneliformis mosseae is the source of this 855-nucleotide messenger RNA. NCBI's taxonomy places the organism in Eukaryota, Fungi, Glomeromycota, Glomeromycetes, Glomerales, Glomeraceae. The record is from the annotation of a GenBank genome assembly.
AUGGGAAUUCAUCUUUCAAAAAAUAAACAAUACAAAGAACUUGGUAAUAAUAAUGAAGAUAACAAUAACGAACAGGAAAUUAAUAAAGAACGAAAAUAUUAUUUGCCUAAUGAUAAUGAAGAUGUUGAUAGAUUGCAUACCGCUCAUUUUUUAACUCGAUAUUUAUAUACAAGUAACUUUUCUUCACCUAUAGAGCAAAAAUGCGGUCCAGGAACAUGGCUAUUAGAUGUCGCCGGGAAUUAUAUGGAAAGUUGUUUCAUUGGAAUUGAUUUAGAAUUUGAAUUUCCAAGUGAGAUAAAACCGAAAAAUUUGGUAUUCGUACAAGCAGAUAUACUAAAUGGGUUACCUUACAACAAUGAUGAAUUUUAUUUUGUUCAUCAAGAAAAUAUGAUGCACACACUCGAAUCAGACAAAUGGGAUUUCGUAAUAUCUGAAUUGGUUAGAAUAACAAAACCUGGUGGAUAUAUUGAACUAUUUGAAUCAUCUACGUCGAGAAAAGAUAUUGGACCUAAAUUUAACGAAUUUCUUGAUGCACCGUCAAUACGAGGAGUAGAUAUGAAUAUAACACCACGUUUACCUUCAAUGUUACAAUCUCAUCAAAAUAUCUGUAAUGUUCAUAAGGAUUUAAAACAUUAUACUCUUGGUAAAAAUGGUGGACAUGCUGGUGUUAUACAUGCUGAUAUUAUAAAAUCUCUUGCUACAAGUAAACUAACUUCAGAAACGUUGAGCAAAGAUUCAGGAUUCAGCAUAGAAGAAUAUAACAAGUUGAUAGAGGAUGCGUUCGAGGAAGUAAAUCGUACAAAAUGCGAAAUGAUCUCUAAUAGGAUUUGGGCACAAAAAACUGUUAACCAAUAA